CUAAAUUGUCUCUUCCAAUUUCUGCCUCUGGUAACCCAGUCCCAAAGAUCACGUGCUCUUUACAGAGUAAAAUCCAAGGUGACGAUGAACGAAUCCUAGUUAUUAAUGAAAAGCUUGAGAUGAGGAAAGUCCGAUUUGGAGAUCAAGGCAAGAUCGAAUGUCGAGCGGAGAAUAUAUUUGGUACUCAAGUGGCACGAGUGAAACUUUUCGUCUUUGGUCCUCCAAGAUUCUCUAUCACACUCCCAGGAAAAGUGAUCGGCUUUCUUGGUAAAACGACAAAACUUCUGUGUGACGUAGUCGGCUUCCCCACCCCUGUGGUUAAAUGGAACAGGUCUCCCGCAAUCCCACUCCCUCAGGUUCGCAGUUCAUUAACAAAAGGAAGUCUGAUUAUUGAAAAUACUAAAAGUGAUGACGAGGGAGUGUACAUCUGUACCGCAAGGAAUGAACAUGGAACAGUGAUUCAUGGCACUUUUUUGAAAGUUGAAUCAGUCGUUCCUCCUGAGUUCUCUACAACACUCACCUCUUCAAUCUCUGUGCCGGGAAUUCGAGAAACUCUGCGGAUCAAUUGCUCUGCCAAAGGUUCGCCUCUGCCCACAGUCACGUGGUACAAGGAUGACGUCGACGCCAUCCACGCUAUAAAUAGCGUUUCUAAUGACGAAUAUACCAGCGAGCUUGUGAUUAAUAACUUCCAGCCUGAGGACCAAGGCAUCUACAGAUGCGUCGCUCGUAACAAGUAUAAUGAUACAAUAACCACGAAUUCAACAGUGUUCCUACCCAACUGUGGCAACCCGGUAAAUAUAGAUAAUGCAAUGAUCAUGAAAAGCAAAAACUGGGCAGGAGAAUUUGUCAGGUACCUUUGUCAUGCAGGCUAUACCAUGAUUGGGCCCGCGGUGAGACGAUGUUUACCCAACGGUAAAUGGAGCGGAGAAAAUACCUCAUGUACUGAUAGACUGGAAUGUCUUCAUCACACCAUCAUUCAUGACGACACCAGGCGAGUGGGCUACGAAGACUCCAGCCACAAGUGUGACAAUAAUUUAGUCGAGGGCUGGUACCGUUUUCCAAAGGGAAGACAAAUGAAUACCAACUGUGCAAAAUAUCAUUCCUGCGAUACGGAACGCGCAGGUUGGUUAGUCGGCGGCCAUCCGUCAGCAGAAGACGGAAGGGUAACCAAGAAAAUAUGUUUCGGGCGAACUGCACCUUCGUGUACUUGCGCUUAUCAUAAUUACAUACAAGUACGAAACUGUGGAUCGUUUUACGUGUAUAAGCUGAAACCCAUUACAAUCUGUACAAAUAAUUUGGUAGCGUCGCGAUAUUGCACUAACUGAGAACACAGAUUUGGGGUGACGAAUGGUACCUAAUGAAAAAUUGUCUCGCAAACUUUGAAUCCACCUCGAAAUCUGGUCAACUUUUAUGAUGAGCCUAAAGCGUUGCAUUGCUUUAUAACUUCUUCAAAAUCUAGUUCAAUUGUCCAAAGCCAUAGAGGAUAAACGUCGCUGGCGACGAAAAGUCAGCGCUUGACUGCCGUAGUUUGAAAUACUGCGAUUUCUAACGCCACGUUUUCCUGCAACUAAUAGUACCCUACAAAAAUCUUAGAAAACGACGGUUAUGGUAGAGUUUUAGAGCUUUAAUUGUAGUCUCGGUCUCGUAGUUUUAAACAGGGCUCCCUUCGUCUCGAGAAUCCCUGAUUUCACCAUUCUUUACCCCUCAAAGACAACUUGCUCACCUUGUAACCGAUAACGGUAAUAGAACUUAGUGGUGUAUUUGAAAUCGAGCGCUAGAAAAUAUUGUUAGAAAUUAAAACAGAAAAAAACUUUGUACCUAGCCGUAAUGUUGCACUGAUUUAUUAGCUCAUUAAAGCUCUCACGUUUAUCGUU
Messenger RNA from Stylophora pistillata, 1874 nucleotides. RefSeq lists its product as uncharacterized. Lineage: Eukaryota; Metazoa; Cnidaria; Anthozoa; Scleractinia; Pocilloporidae. Gene Ontology annotation, biological process: cell-cell adhesion. The record is from RefSeq and is a predicted model, not a curated record.